AUGUAUCGCUAUCGUAUGCAAGUCCGCAUGAAAUGCAAGUACUCGUUCGAGGCAGCGGAAACCAUGAAGAAGAUGCAGAUGCAGCAGGUGCAGGCCAUUCAAGCAAAAGAUGCACUUGAGGGUGGUGACGCGACAUAUGGACUGGAAGUGUCCUACGUCUUACUAGCACACAAGAUACAUCAACCUUGGAAUGAGGCACCUAAGCACAAGGGAGGAGAAAUUUGUACUGCGACAGCAUCGGGGAACUAG
Molecule: messenger RNA, 249 nt
Organism: Penicillium odoratum
Lineage: Eukaryota; Fungi; Ascomycota; Eurotiomycetes; Eurotiales; Aspergillaceae
Exons: 2
Coding region: 1-249 (82 amino acids)
Source: RefSeq, a predicted model, not a curated record